Messenger RNA from Cucurbitaria berberidis CBS 394.84, 4370 nucleotides. Its product is annotated as pleiotropic drug resistance protein, ABC superfamily. Bases 34 to 4125 code for a protein of 1363 amino acids. Gene Ontology annotation, molecular function: ABC-type transporter activity; ATP hydrolysis activity; ATP binding. NCBI's taxonomy places the organism in Eukaryota, Fungi, Ascomycota, Dothideomycetes, Pleosporales, Cucurbitariaceae. The record is from RefSeq and is a predicted model, not a curated record. The transcript is spliced from 12 exons. Gene Ontology annotation, biological process: transmembrane transport. Gene Ontology annotation, cellular component: membrane.
AAAUCACCAGCUUAUAACCUCUCUUAACGCAAUAUGGAAUUUCACGAACGGGUACAAGUGGGAGUAGCCUUUCGGGACCUCGGUGUAUCCGGGUCCACUUCAUCGACAUCACGUCAACAUACGGUAGUUUCUUAUUUAUCGGCCAUUCCUAAGUUCCUGGUACACUACUUUACAUCCCCUGAGAAGAGAAGGCCCCCAAUUCUACGGAACUUUAAUGGCUCCGUGUGUAGCGGUGAGAUGUUGCUUGUUCUUGGAAGACCUGGAAGUGGUUGCUCGACUUUCCUGAAGAGCUUAGCCGGCGAAAUACGUGGGCUAGAAAUCGAUAAUGCAUCGAACAUUAAUUACGAUGGGAUAACAUACCCACAGAUGCACCAUAGGUUCAAAGGCGACUGCGUGUACCUCGCGGAGCUUGACGUACAUUUCCCAGAGUUGACGUUAGGUCAAACCCUCACGUUCGCGGCUGCCGCAAGAGAGGUGAAGUCAAAUAGCAAGUUGAGACCACGCAGCACAGCAAUGGCUGUUUCCUCGCAAUUCAACCUCAGCGAUGUAUUUGACUCAAAAGUCGGCAACGCGAUGAUCAGAGGCAUUAGUGGAGGCGAAAAGAGACGAACGAGUAUAGCUGAGGUUUUCAUUAGUGGAGCUCAGCUCCAAUGCUGGGAUAACAGCACACGGGGUCUCGAUAGCCGUACGGCUCUUGGCUUCGUACAGCUGAUGAGAAGUUCGACGACAAAUACGCGAUCAACAGCGUUGAUGAGUAUUUACCAGGCCUCAGACGCCAUAUAUGAGAACUUUGACAAAGUUACCUUGCUAUAUGAAGGCCGUCAGAUAUACUUUGGUCCUGCUACCCUAGCCGCCAAGUACUUCACCGAUCUGGGCUUUGAGAGGCCAUCCCGUGCAACGAUUGCCGACUUUCUGACAUCGCUCACCCACCCAGAACAGCGAAUGGUGAGGAAAGGCUUCGAAAACAGUGUACCGCGCUCCGCUGAAGAAUUCGCCGUCACUUGGAGGCGGAGUGCGGCCGCAAAGGCGCUUCUUCAAGAAAUUGACGAGUCCAACGCUACUUACAGGAAGAAAUGUAAAGUGGACGGCAGGCAAAAAACGCUGACCUACUCGAUCCCUAUCUACGUUCAGAUAUGGCUUUGCACCAAAAGAGGCAUUCAGCGACUCCGAAAUAACUACGUCCCUACCGUGGCCGGCGUCAUCGGAAACACCAUAAUCUCCAUCAUUGUAGGCAGCGUAUACUACAACCUUGGGGAAGACACCGAUGCUCUUGAUAAACGGGCUGUAUUGGUGUUCUUCUCUCUUAUGAUCAAUGCAUAUGCACCUGCAUUCGAGAUUAUGGCAAUGUGGGCUCAGCGUCCCAUAGUAGAGAAACACAACCGAUAUGCCCUCUACCAUCCCUUCACUGAGAGUUGCGCUUCUCUCAUUUGUGACCUACCUAAUAAGGUGGCGACGUGUAUCUUCUUCAACACGACCCUCUACUUCAUGUCUAAUCUACGUAGGACUGCAGGUGCUUUUUUCACCUAUAUGGUCUUUAUGUUCGCCACUAUUCUGGCCAUGUCAAUGUUCUUUCGAAUGGUGGGAUCACUUUCUAGCACUCUCGAACAGACCAUGGUACCUGUUUCAAUGGUUAUCCUGAUCUUCAGCGCGUAUACGGGCUUCAUUAUCCCGGUCAAAGACAUGAUCUCUUGGUUAAGUUGGUUGCGGCGGCUAAAUCCGAUUGCAUUUGCAUACGAAAGCUUGAUGAUCAACGAGUUUGCUGGCCGUAGCUUUACAUGCUCACGCCUCAUACCUAUAGGACCCGCAUACACGGAGAACAGCUUGGAAAACAAGGUUUGCGCUGCUAUAGGUUCAAAACCCGGAAUUCUUGAUGUUGAUGGUUCGGCAUUCAUCGCGUCAAAGUAUGGAUUCCAGACGGCCCAUCUUUGGAGAAACAUUGGAAUAAUCCUCUCUAUGCUCUUGAUAUUCUUCACGAUCCAUCUUAUUGCGGCUGAAUAUAUUGCUGCUCGGCGUUCUCGAGGAGAAGUCCUGCUUUUUCGAGGAAGCGCGCAGCGUGGAAAUCAGGCUGAAGAUGAAGAGACAGGACGAUGGUCCAGUGGGAAGCAUGUCCAUGACCAAACGCCUAUCCAAACGACACACUCUCACCAUAGUAAGGAGGUUGUGGAAAGUUCGAAUAAACAGUCUACUUUCCAAUGGAGCGACCUCAACUAUAAAGUCAAACUCAAGAAUGGCUCUCGUCACAUCUUGAAAGAUGUGGAAGGCUGGGUGAAACCGGGCACCUUGACUGCACUGAUGGGUGUGACUGGCGCGGGUAAGACCAGUCUCCUCGACAUUCUAGCCUGCAGAGCCAGGGUAGGGAUCGUGACAGGUAGCAUAAGCCUUGGUACUCAGCAGCGUGUUGCAGAUUUCCAGCGUAAGACGGGUUAUGUUCAGCAGGAAGACCUGCAUCUAUCUACUUCAACCGUUCGCGAGGCUUUGGAGUUCAGUGCUGAACUACGGCAUCCUAACGAGAAUGGGUCCUCCGAACGAUCGCACUAUGUCCAGCAUAUCAUUGAUAUUCUAGAUAUGAGUUCAUUUGCUGAAGCUGUUGUCGGAGUACCAGGCGAAGGUCUCAACGUUGAGCAACGAAAAAGACUUAGUAUUGCGGUGGAAAUGGUGGCCAGACCAGAGUUGCUUUUAUUUCUAGAUGAGCCCACGUCUGGCCUUGAUAGUCAGACUGCAUGGUCAAUUUGUACGCUUCUUCGUCAGCUAAGUGACAACGGACAAGCUAUUCUCGUUACCAUACAUCAGCCUUCUUCCCAACUUUUCCAGAUUUUCGAUCGCCUACUACUCCUGGACCAGAGCGGCAGAAUGCUGUACUUCGGCGAUAUAGGCCCUGAGUCGUCCACCUUGAUCGAAUACUUCGAACAAAAUGGUGCCGCCGCAUGUGGCUCCGGUCAGAAUCCGGCGGAAUGGGUUCUGGACGUAACUGGGCAUGCUGAUAAGACUGAGACUGUCCAAACAGGUCCCGACAAAGAUUGGUGCAAUAUCUGGGCCUGUAGCUCUGAAAGAAAAGCCGUUUUGCAUCACCUCAAGGAGUUCCAAGGAACUUCUAUCGACGUUGCAGGCCCACAGCACGGGAGUCGGAAAGCAGAGUACGCAGCUUCAUUUCCUCGUCAGCUGCGCCUGGUCGUCAAGCGUGUAUUCCAGGAGUAUUGGCGCAACCCAAUGUAUCUCUACUCUAAAGGUGCAUUAUGCGCUGGAGUGACUCUCUGUAAUGGUCUUUCCUUCUAUAAUACGAGCCACGACAUUCAGGGCAUAUCGAACAUCUUCUUCUCUGUCUUCCUAUUCACGCAGCUGUUCAGUACUCUCGACCAACAGGUUAUCCCCCGCCUUACAUCUGGAAGAGCACUCUUCGAAGCCCGCGAAAGAAGGUCAAAGACAUAUUCAUGGGUCGCUAUGAUAUCUGCUCAUAUACUAGUCGAAUUGUUGUGGCAAACGAUAGCAGCUUUUAUAAUCUUCGUCACAUGGUGGUACCCUACUGGCCUUUGGCGAAACCAGGAUCCAAGCUUUGGGACGAGCGAGCGCAGCGGUCUUGCAUUCGGCAUGAUAUGGCUUUUCAAUCUAUGGAUCUCGACUUUCUCACAAACGGUGGGCGUUGGCAUGGAUCAUGAAGAGACGGCAGUUCAAAUUGCGACCUUGUUCUUCUGGCUGUCCCUUGUGUUCUGCGGAGUCCUCGUCCCGCCGAAAGAUCUCCCCCGCUUCUGGGAAUUCGUCUAUCGCGCGUCACCUAUAACCUAUUUCAUCGAUGGCACUGUGGUCGCAGGCCUUGCUAACAUGCCCAUUCACUGCGCAGAAAUUGAACUUCUUCACAUCAAUCCCCCCAGCGGUCAAGGGUGUGGAAGUUACCUCGACUCGUUCAUUAGCGUGGCUGGUGGAUCUCUAUGGAAUCACGAUGCGACUUCUGAUUGCUUGUAUUGCCCAGUCUCUAAUACGACACCGCUGUUGGCAAUUUACGGGGUCGAAUUCGAGAGCCGGUGGCACAACUUUGGGUAUUUGGCCGUUUACGUACUAUUCAAUGUUCUGGCAACCUUCGGGAUCUACUGGGCUUUUAGGGAGCGAAAAGCGAGAGUUCAUUCUGUCUAAGAGUGGGAGAGCGGAAAGCGAACUCCCAAAAGCAUUGUCACACAAUGGAAAUGAUGAUCGAAUCUAUGGAGUUGUAAGCGCAAAGCAACCGCACAGGCGUAGGAGCUAUGCAAGCUAUCUUUCGGUCGAAGUAACACUAGUUUGAAGCAUGCUGGUCAUUGUAGAAAAGGCUGUGAAGAUGUCAAUGAGAUGUAAGAUCCUGUUAGAUAAAAGGCAAUGUUCGAUACAGGAAAUGGCAUAGCCAG